UGUGAAAGUGGUCAACUUCGCAAAACAACUUCAGAAAGUGUUUGGAGGAGGAGUAAUAAGAGGGAUGAUGUGGUGAUGAUUCGAGUUCAAAACUGAACUCCCGGAUAUUGUUCAGUAUCCGCCCAUUUGAGGUACAUCCGGGACAGCCAGGCUCUCAAAGCGAACAGACCGGCCGACCGCGCCGCACGUUACUGGUCGAGAGGAGGGAGCGCUUGUUCAUUACUGCGCGAGCCGCCGCCGUAGCCAACACAGGGAGCGAUGGAAGGGGGAGGCAGGGUGUCGUGGAUGAAAUACGGGUCUGCUGUGUCCCUGUUUGUGGUUCUGUUGGCCUUCUGGUUCCGCUCACCCCAGAAUGCAGGACUGGACGACCGCCUGGACACCGUCCUGUCCUCUCUGCUCCGGGCUGAAAGCAAAGUCUUCGUGGACAACGUCGCCAGACCGAGAGUGGCUGUGGGUUUUGGAGGUUGUGUUGACUUGAUAGUAGAUGGUGUGUCGUUGCUGAAGAAGAUAAACCUCCCUUCAACGGACCAGCCUCUACAUCAUGACUACAUAGAAAAUGCUGAGCAGCUGGCUCAGAGCUUUGCCUACUUCUUUGCACCGGGAGCUGCUGCAGAGCGUUUCAUGUUUAAUGACACCCUCUUCAGUGAGCUCGUUGAGGAGGCGCGUGACUUACCUGGGAACAGAUGGUCAGUAGGCGGCAACGCUCCGGUAAUGGCUGGUCGCAUGGCAAUAGAGGGAUGUGAUGUGUUGCUAGGGGGAAGUUUCAGUCCCGAUUUCACUGAUGUCCUGUCCCAGCACAUUACAGUGGCGGGUAACAUAGUAGAAGAGCCAGACAUUCACCUGAUCCUGGAGUAUCCGUCUGGUGCCAGCUGGGGGAGGUACACAUCACGUAGAGCCAACAGAUAUAUAAUCCACAGUGAUGACCACAACCCCUACCUGGCCUCUAUGGAGGCGUUUGCUGAGAAACUAAAAGACUUUCAACCAGAUCUGCUGGUGGUGGGUGGGCUGCAAAUGAUGGACAACUUCCCCUUCCAGUCAGGCGAACGAGGCGCUCUCUUCUCCCGCCUGGCAGACCUGCUGUCCUCCACGAAGCCACAGAUCGGGAUCCAUUUCGAAAUGGCCAGUUUUGUGGAAGAGAGUAUAAUGGAAGACCUGCUCCACUACGUCAUCCCCCACGCGGACUCUUUAGGGAUGAAUGAACAGGAACUUCCCAACCUGCUUAGCCUGCUCAAAGGCUCCAACAUCACCGUGUUGUCAGACCCGAACCCCCGAGUAGCCACUGUCCUCGACCAGAUGAGGGAGGUCUAUCGCAUCCUCAACCAGCGCCACAAGGAUUCACUCGCAGACAGUGACACAAGCGGUGGUCAAGCUCAGGUUAAGCCGCUGACCCGGCUCCACGUCCACACGCUGGCCUUCCAGGCCAUGAUCGUGACGCGUGGCUCCCAGUGGAAGAACACUAUGUCGGCCACAGCCAAGGCCUCGCUCACAGCCAACCGCCACGUCUGUGGCUCUAACGACAUUGACCCCAGCAAAGCGAGGCUCAUCAUGGACGACUCCUUCUCUGUGAGUCGGCGGGAGGGAAGCCAGCGCAUCCCUCUGCAGGAGACCAGGCCUGUCAGCUGCUGGGAUGAGGACGACUACGAGAUCUGCGUGGCUCCAGUGCUGGUGUGCACCGAGGUUUACCAGACCGCAGGUGGAGGGGACAACAUCUCAGCCGCCGGCCUGGUGCUGCAGAUCUAGUUUAGGACACGAAAUGAUCCAUGCUUGUCUAGUACGAACUAGAUGUCGGCAAACAGCGUGACUCUGGAAACUUGAUCUGGGCGUGACACAAACCAGCCGCUGUGGCAGGUAUCAGGCUAACGGUGGUAACCUUUGCAGCUCGUGGGCCUAGUGGACCAUGAGGAAAUUUAUUGUUCUCAUUCAUAGGAGUCAGAUGAUGGAGUGCAGUGGUUGUUCAACAGGCUAGGCCACCCACUCUUUGAAUAUAUGAACUUGGUUUUGAUUUUGUUUUUGCUCAUGAAGAACCAAUCAACUCAAUAAUCAGUUUUGACAACUGAGUGAUUUCUAUGCUAACCAGACUUUCUGCAGUUAAGUCUCAGUUAGGUGUGUUUGUGUUUACAUUGGACGAGGGCGUCGUCAAGGAUUUAAUCCUCCCUUGUGUUAACGUUGUCAGGACAUAAUGAUUAAUUCUCUGUCUCUGAGUGUUGAGCCCCUUUCACUCAGUUAUUUGACCUUUAGAGCCAAAACACGUCCCACCCAUUCACUGUAGUCAUUGUCCGACUCUAGUGAUUUUAAUGGCCUGUCCUUUUCUAUUCCUCUCAGGCCUUCAGUCAGGAUGAGAUAAAGAGGGUGUGUCAAGUUUUGCUCGGCUAUUGGAUGAAUUCUUUUGACCACUUCGCUGUGCAGCGAUUCAAAAAUGAUGCUCAUAUAUUAGAUAUGAACCGGCUACAUUAAAGCUACAGCUCAAACCAGUGAACAAGCCUUUGAUCUCAGCUGCCUUUGAGCAAAAUGCAUUUUCAGACCAUUUUACUGAGAGGCCGUCCUGCCUCUUCCCUCUUCUGUCCCAUUCACUAAGGCAAAGAAAUAUUUAUGGUAGAAAGCUACUGGUCUUCCCAGUAUAUGUGAAAAGUGUGCAGAGUAGUUAGGGUGUGUUUCUUUUGGUUUGUCAUUCCUCAGUAGUUCCGUUGUGGAGCAAUCUUGCAAAAAUGAUGUUAGGAGGUUACUGGAUAUGAUGUCAAAAAAUUUCCUCUCUACCUACAUGCAAGGGUAGAGUGGUUUGUCCUUCCCUUUGUCAAUCACCUGUUGUUGUCUCUCUCUAUUUCCUGUUUCUUCGUCAUACUUGUAUCUGUCAUAGUUCCUCUUGGUCUCUACCUCUCACCUUUUGUCAAUUUCUGAUGCUUUAAGGACCAAAUAAGUGUGGACUGCUCCAGAUAACGUUGCUGCAUGGGAGAAGUUACUGGCAUGCGUCUCACAUUUCACAUUAUGUGUUUGGACACAGUGAAACAUAGUUACACGGAUCUCUUUACUUGAAGCCAUGGUGUUGCUCACCAUGAAUCCCAUUGAUUUGUGGAGUAGUGGACCACUCGUAAAUGUUUCCAUACGUUUCCUUUGUCUCUCUUGUAGUAGGAUUAAAAGCCAGACAGCUCUGCCCUCAGUGUCCAGCUACAAGAAUGAUCCAGCAUGAUGUGUCGUCUUUCACUUUUCACCUGUUUCCUGAUAUUAAUGAGAUAAUGUUGAUCUAUAGGUAGAAGUUGUGCCCUGUCUCUACACGACCACUUAUAUUCAAAUGCGUAUUUAUUGAUGCAACUGGACUGAACUGGUGAUGCAGCCUUACAACUUCCUCACCAUGUACAAACAUUCCUCCACAGACCGAGCUUCAGUUAUUUUCUUCACUCAGUGUAGUACACAAUUUGUUGAGAAACGUGUUCAUUGCUUUCUUAGCGAUGUGAUGUCGAAAGCUUACAGCCACAUUUUAACGAGGAACACGUUCAAAAGGACGAUGGCCAGAGAAAAAGAAGAAUGUAAAGGCAAAGAAAUCCCUUUAAAUCUUUUCCUCGCGAGUCUUUUCACCGUACUGAUUUGAUGCUUUUGUUUAGUUAAACUGAAAGUAAAUGAGCCUUUUUUCUGUUUUUACUUCACGUUUUGUGAAAAGGGAACUUUUCGUGCAGAUUUAUUUCUAUCACUAUACGCUAAUGAUUUCUUUUUUGUCUUAAACAGUGAUUAGAAGAUGACGGGUUGUGUUAAACUGUGAACUGGAGCCACCGCAUGCAUCCAUGCUCAUAUAGAGGUCGGCUUGUGUUUCCCUCUGCAGUACUUAUCUAAGCUUUAGAUAAGUCUAAUCAUCCAUGUCCCAAAGCUGUGUUUAACUGUUUCAUGCAUGUUGUUUAUCCAAUGCAGAAUCACCUGAGAUAAAAGUCUACGAUGAUUAAGC
This is a messenger RNA of Mugil cephalus (flathead mullet), 3931 nucleotides long. It is a transcript of the gene adpgk2, whose product is annotated as ADP-dependent glucokinase 2. The coding region runs from base 259 to 1740 and encodes 493 amino acids. Gene Ontology annotation, biological process: glucose metabolic process. The transcript is spliced from 7 exons. The record is from RefSeq and is a predicted model, not a curated record. Gene Ontology annotation, cellular component: endoplasmic reticulum. Gene Ontology annotation, molecular function: ADP-specific glucokinase activity. NCBI's taxonomy places the organism in Eukaryota, Metazoa, Chordata, Actinopteri, Mugiliformes, Mugilidae.